GACAGGCAUCCGAUUCAAAAACAAAGAAUAAAGAAAAGUAAAAAAGGAGUUAGAAUCUGACAGACAAACCAUUUACUAAACUCUUCAAAGAUCAUUAUCGUUGUUAGCUUUGAGGAAAGAAAGAAAGAAAAAUGGCAGAGCCUCCCUUGCAACAACAAGAGUAUCUCGAUGUUCUUACAAAAUCCGGUGAAAAAACCGGCGUUUCCAAGCCCAGGGGAGAUGUUCACCGAGAUGGGGAUUACCAUCGAGCUGUCCACGUAUGGAUCUUUGCUGAGAGUACUCAAGAAUUGCUUCUCCAAAAACGUGCACACUGCAAGGACUCGUGGCCAGGGUUGUGGGAUAUCUCAAGUGCUGGCCAUAUAUCUGCGGGUGAUUCAUCACUAAUAACAGCGCAGAGGGAGCUUCAUGAAGAACUGGGGGUGGUCCUCCCAAAGGAUGCAUUUGAGUUGAUCUUCAUUUUUCUUGAAGAGUGUGUCAUAAAUGAUGGAAAAUUCAUCAAUAAUGAAUACAGUGAUGUAUACCUAGUAACAACUCUAGAUCCAAUUCCUCUAGAGGCCUUUACACUUCAGGAUACUGAAGUGUCUGAAGUAAAAUAUCUUUCUUAUGAGGAAUAUAGGAGUCGGCUAGCUCAAGAAGAUGCUGAAUAUGUGCCUUAUGACGUAAAUAAACAGUAUGGUCUGCUUUUUGAUAUAAUUAGAAGAAGGUACAAAGAGAACACUGAGGCACGCAGUUUAGCACUACAAAAGCAACUUCAGCGAUAUGCUUCUGUUUCUCUGACUGCAGAGUUGACAGGACUUACGGAUGCUGACAAGGAGGCCUUGGUAUUACUUAUUAAGGCUGCAAAGAUUAUGGAUGAGAUCUUUUAUCUUCAGGUUUGGUACAGCAAUCCAGUUCUAAGAGAAUGGUUAAAGGAGCACGCUGAUGUCUCACAAUUGGACCGCCUGAAAUGGAUGUAUUAUUUAAUUAAUAAGAGUCCAUGGUCCUGCCUUGAUGAAAAUGAGGCAUUUUUAACAACUGCAGAUUCAGCAAUAAAGCUGCUUCCUGAAGCCACAAAGCCAAUUACUGGGUGGAAGGGUCUAGAGUACAAAGCUGCAUUUCCGAUGCUAAAACCUCCUGGUGCAAACUUCUACCCUCCAGACAUGGACAAAAUGGAAUUUAAAUUAUGGAAAGGAAGUCUAAAAGCGGAUCAGCAACAAGAUGCAAUAAGCUUUUUCAGUGUUAUUAAAAGGCACAGUCAAGUAAAUUGGGACUCUUGUCUUUACAAUAAUAUAUUUGAUGGAACAAAUCAUUCAGCAGGUUCUAGUCAUGAUCUUUAUAUCAUUCCUUACUCCCAAGAGUAUCAUUCUUUCCUGACAAGAGCUUCUGAACUGUUGCAUAAAGCUGGGGAUUUGGUCAGAUCACCUAGUUUGAAGAGGUUGCUCCAUAGCAAGGCAGAUGCAUUCCUUUCAAAUGACUAUUAUGACUCAGAUAUAGCUUGGAUGGAAUUGGAUUCUGAGCUGGAUGUCACCAUUGGUCCAUAUGAAACAUAUGAAGAUGCAUUGUUUGGGUUCAAGGCUACAUUUGAAGCAUUUAUUGGAGUUCGGGACAAAAAAGCAACUGCUCAACUUAAAUUGUUUGGUGAUAAUUUGCAGGUUUUGGAACAAAACCUUCCUAUGGAUGAUGCAUACAAAUCAAAGGAUAUCAUUGCUGCUCCAAUUCGUGUUGUUCAGCUUAUUUAUAAUGCAGGGGAUGUGAAGGGUCCUCAGACUAUUGCUUUUAAUUUACCAAAUGAUGAACGUAUAGUAAAAGAUCGAGGAACAGCAAUGGUUAUCCUUAAGAAUGUUUCAGAAGCAAAGUUCGAACAGAUUCUUCAGCCCAUAGCUGAUGCAUGUAUUACAAAGGAACAACAUGAACUUGUAGAUUUUGAGUCUUUCUUCACUCACACAAUCUGCCAUGAGUGCUGCCAUGGAAUUGGGCCUCAUACCAUAAUCCUUCCUGAUGGCCGAAAGUCUACUGUUAGAUUGGAGCUGCAAGAUCUACACUCAGCUCUGGAAGAAGCAAAAGCUGACAUAGUGGGUCUUUGGGCACUGAAAUUUUUAAUCAAGAAGCAUUUACUUCCGAAUAGUUUGACUAAGUCCAUGUAUGUUUCUUUCCUUGCGGGAUGCUUUCGCUCAGUACGAUUUGGCUUAGAGGAAGCUCAUGGAAAAGGACAAGCAUUGCAAUUUAACUGGUUAUUAGAAAAGGAAGCCUUUAUUCUGCAUCCUGAUGAGACAUUUGCCGUUAAUUUUGACAAGGUUGAAGAAGCGGUUGAAAGCUUGAGUAGGACAAUACUUACCAUACAGGCAAAGGGUGACAAAGAGGGUGCAAGUUUGCUUCUUGAGAAAUAUUGCACGAUGACACAGCCAUUGAAAGUUGCAUUGCAAAAGCUGGAAUGCAUUCAAGUGCCUGUGGAUAUUGCUCCUACAUUUCCAGCAGCCCAAAUGUUGUUAGAAUGAAAGACUACUAUUGUAUAGUUUACUACUACCACAAAGGGCCCUGCCGUUUAUGUUUGAAAUUACAAUAAUAAAAUAAUGCUUUUUAGCGGUAGCAUCAUUCCUCAUGUAUACAAUUUGUUGAGGUAUAUUUGAUGUCAGCUGUACGAUUGGGUGAAUCAUCCCUUUACAGAAGUGUAAUUUCUCGAACGUUUCAUGAAGCUGUAAGUUUGAUGAAGUUCCUGGUUUAAGCAUCCAGGAAACCAGUGUGAAUGAUAUGUUGGCUUUAUUAGAGAUUAAACAAAUUGAGCUCUUCUUGCA
Molecule: messenger RNA, 2771 nt
Organism: Theobroma cacao (cacao)
Lineage: Eukaryota; Viridiplantae; Streptophyta; Magnoliopsida; Malvales; Malvaceae
Gene: NUDT3
Product: nudix hydrolase homolog 3
Cellular component (GO): cytoplasm
Molecular function (GO): dipeptidyl-peptidase activity
Source: RefSeq, a predicted model, not a curated record